Nomia melanderi (Alkali bee) is the source of this 1158-nucleotide messenger RNA. The record is from RefSeq and is a predicted model, not a curated record. NCBI's taxonomy places the organism in Eukaryota, Metazoa, Arthropoda, Insecta, Hymenoptera, Halictidae.
AUGGCGCCUAAUAUGGACACACUUAAUAUGAAACACCACAAUAUUUCGGAAAAUAAACAGUUUCAUGAGUCAAUUACCAUAAGAAAUAUUUCAUUAUCGAUAGUGCAGCCAUCUAGGAAUGUUGGCUACCAACGUCCGCCGCAGCGGCGACAGAGUCAACAUCCGGCGACGCAGAGAUGCGCACGUUUCGGCGCUCGCCGAGGGAAAAGGGACGCCGCGAUCGUGACUUUGGGACAUGAGAGCGACGAUGAAGCCCGCCAGCCUGCAGAGCAGCACCUGAGAAGCACACUUGCGUCUAGGAGUACGCACAAACCGGAACGGCUGGUUUACGCAGAAUUUACAUAGGAUCAAUCUUCGAUUAUAAAGUUGAUCCUGAAACGAUUGGGAAGCUACCCUUUCUAUCAACGAGGUGAAAGAAAUAUUCAUUUAGUGAUCCUUAUUGGGAAUAUACAACUGUUAUUUGAAGAAGCACUUGUGCACCACCAUAAGAAGAUCUCGACGUCCGUAGCUUGGGGCACAAAGUAUAUUCAAUGUUUUCUAUUAGCCAUGUCAUCGGGUGCAGGUUCAAGUGGAACUGGUAGAGGGCGUGGUUCAUCACUAGCGGACAAUAAACCAGAAAGUAAGGAAGCAAAACCAAAUCCAAAGAUGUCGAAAGCUUUAGGAACAUCUGCCAAAAGGAUACAGAAAGAGUUGGCGGAAAUUACAUUAGACCCACCUCCAAAUUGCAGUGCAGGACCUAAAGGAGAUAAUUUAUAUGAAUGGGUGUCAACUAUACUUGGGCCUCCUGGUUCAGUUUACGAAGGAGGAGUAUUCUUCUUGGACAUACAUUUUUCCCCGGAAUAUCCUUUCAAACCACCAAAGGUCACAUUCCGAACGCGUAUCUAUCAUUGUAAUAUAAACAGUCAAGGCGUCAUUUGUUUGGACAUACUAAAAGACAAUUGGUCGCCUGCACUCACUAUUUCUAAGGUUUUACUGUCCAUUUGUUCACUUCUAACAGACUGCAACCCAGUAUUUAAAAGGGUACGUCAAUUGACAGUACCAAAUAAUACUGAUAGUUUAGGCAAUAUUAUGAACAAUAUGAGUAAUCCGAAUUUACAUUUACUAAGUAGUAAUGAUAAUGACAUUGCAUUACUUUUUACUGGUCUACUACAAAUUUAG